GUUCGUGGUCGUUCAACCGUUUUUAUUGGUGACUAUUUUUGAUCUAGCGUAACGAAUUUAUUCAGCCGGCUAAUGAAAAAUAAACAUUUGUGACCGUUAACGUGCACGCGUGAUAUAAUUAAUAGUUUUUUACAAAUUUUGUGUAACUUUUAAAUAGAAUAAGGAAAUGAAUAUGGACCGGGACGUUUCAACGACAGACGAGUACUUAGUGACGGCUCUCCAGAUAUUCGAUUACUGUGGCGCUGACAACGGUGGGACGUUGCGGGUUGACGCACUUAUGGAGAAGUUCGCUCCUUUUGUUAAAACUAACAAGGCCGAGUAUAGCUACUUGAAGUCUCUACUCGACCCUGAGCAGAAUAACCCAGAGAUCGACGUGACGCAGCUCGCCCGCGCUCUCACCAAGUACAGUGAGAGCCAGAAGAGCAAAGCCGAUCUUGAUGAGAGUUUCAGUUUAAAUAGUGGACCAAUGCCUCAAGAUUCAGACUCUGGCAUAUCAACAGAUGCAGGUUACCAACUUCUAGAAGACCUGCAAUGCGAGCUCCGCGAGAAGGCUCACCUGGCCCAGCAGCUUCGUGGCCAGAUGGAGUUCCGCGACCGGCAGCAUGAAGAGGCCCUGGCCACACUCAGCGCCGAGCGGGACUCCCUGCGUUCGCAUCUCAACAUGCUUCGUGAAGAAAACAUAACGCUGACUCAUGUGCGUCAGAACUAUGAGGAAGCAUGCGACCGCCUGUGCUGCAGCGAGGAGGCUCUAGGCGAGGCGCGGCGCGAGCUCGAGUCGUGCAGGAAGAAGAACCGGGGACUCACGGAACAGGUCUCCUCACUUGAGAAUGAGAGACUGACGCUACAAGAGCUGCUAACAAAGUCGAAGGCGGAGUGCCACCGCAUCAACGAGAUGUACGCCAGCCGGCAGGCGGCGCUGCGCGAGGACAACGAGACGCUCAGGACGGAGCACGCCGACCUCACCAUGCGGCUACAGGACCAGGAGCAGUUCAUGCAGCAGAUCAUCAAAGAGAAGGUCCUGCUGGAGAUGGAGCUGAAGGACAUGCUGAACAAGUCCAACCACACGCAGUCGCGACUGGACCGCUCCAUCGACGUGAGUUACACCGAGGAUCAGAUGCUCACUGCGCUCGACACGCUCAACUCCGACACCCGCUUCGUACCAGAGAACCGACUAUUGGACGAGGAGUCCUUCAUUAGCGCUUUGAAGGAGGACCAGGGGCGUUCCACCAACAUGUCUCUCUUCGACGAGAUCCGCCUCAGUAUAAGCAACAUGUCGCGGCAAAGUUUCAUAGACAGCGACGACACUCAAUGCGACAAAUGUACCAACAAUCUAAACAACUCGUUAGUGACCACUGCAACGCAAACCGACGAAGGUUUCAGCGAUAAUGACGUCCCGGACUCGGCUAAAUUUACUACUGAUGAUGAUAUUGACGACAAACCAGCCAAGAUACACUUCAGAAAAAAAAUAAGAGAAUUGAAUCUAGUGUCGAUACAAACACAGACAGAUUUUCAGAGCUCCUACGACAAUAACAACUGCAGCGAAAAGCUCAGUAGAUAUACGAUAAAAUUAGAAAGUGAACUACGACGUUCGAAUUGUAAUAUAAAAGAGAUGCAAGUAGAAUUGGACAGGUAUGAGCAGAAUUUGAUCUUGCUACAGAAUGUGACGGAUGAAGGGAAUGACAGGAAUAAACUUCUACAGACGAUAGUCAACAGUUUGCAGUCGAAGAUUGGUUUGUUAGAGGCGGCGUGUACUGACCAGAAGGAGAGAAUAAACAGUCUGUCGGCCGACACUUGCUACGCGGCUUGUCAGACUGAUAGUGACCAAGCAUCGGUGUCGACCCAGGCAGAGAUGUCAUGUGCGGAGUGUGAGAAACGGCGCCAAGCGGUCCCACAACGCAGUCUACGCAAAUACCUCUGGGAGCCGCUAAAGUGUUUGUUCCAAGUGUUCGCGGUGGUGAGCUUCCUGUGCGCCGUGUCCGUGUUGUACGGCGUGUCCCGCCGCAGCCAGGCGCGCUGCGAGCGCGACCCCGCGCCCGUGCCGUGGCGCUGGCUGGAUGCGCAGGAGUUCAUGGAUCUGCUACUCAGGAUAGAAUACGUCGCAGAUGUUCCUAUGUGAAAAAGUUGCCAAAAAUUUACUGAUUUGAGUGUCCAAAGAGUUUUGACGUUUGAAAAAAUAUUGUUUGGAUUUCGAGUGAGUAUAUUUUAGAAUAAAAAAAAUUUGCAGGAGAUAAAGUAGAUUUAAGUUUGAAAAUUAACUGGGUUCGUAAAUAACCAAAAUGAAAGGGUAACAAUAACCGCCUGAUCAGGUCAGUAAUUAGUUAAUUAUUCUUUUGAAAAAAUAUAUCUAAUAAAUAGAUUUUUAAACGAAGCCUGAAAUUGUAAAUGGUUGUCUUAAAACUAGUGUUUAGGAUUCAAAGGGGGUGAAUAUGUAUGAAACUAAUGUGAGAGAUUGCUUGAGGUUUUUAAUAAGAUCUGAAUGUAGACGAAUUUAAUGAUAAAAGAAUGGGCACAGAGUGAUCUUUUAAUCGUAAAAUAUAAAAAAAUACAUCGAUCUUUUAAAUUUUUAUAGUGUGUAUAACAGAAAAGCAUUUAAAAUGUGUAAAAACAACUUUAAAGGUUAGUGUCAAAUCAGAAAUGAACAAUAUGGACGAGUCAAUAAAAUUUAUAAUUUCUUUGUAAAUAGUUUUAUAAUUAUGCAACUAUUGUCAAUGUCUUCACGACUCGUAACUUCGCUAUAUUUUGUAUUAAUUGUUUUAUUAUCGUAUAUUUUUAUCUUUGUCGUUAUGCAUGAGUAUUUUAUACUAACUUUGUAAAGCUGUAACUCUUUGAAUUUUCUAAUUUUAUUCUUAAACAAGCUACUGUACUCUUGAAAUUGAUUGUCAAGAUUCGAAAGUUGUGUGUUAGUCAAGUAAUAUAAAAGCCUAGUUUCCAUUUGGCAACAUUUGGCGCGCGAUUUGUUGCACAACAUGUUGGAAGUUAGCGCGGAGCUUUUGUUUAACAACGUUCUCUGUCUACGCAUCUACAACACGUUUGUCGUCGACUAAAUGUCGCCAAAGGAACUAGUGUUGUUGCGCGUCACGUCUCCACUCGACAACAAUUGAUGCUCAACUAAUGUUGAUCUAUAAACAAACAACAACCGGCGCGACAUCUUGCGCUUCAGCUGGCAACGUCGCGCGCUGUUGUGCAACGUUGUUGUACAUGUUGAGCGUUACAUGUUGCCCGUUAAAUGUUGUCUAGUGGAUACAAAUCGCAAAAAAAUGACAGAAAUAUUCCCAUUAUAAAAUGUGAAUUAUAUAAAUUCUGUGAUAACGUGUGCCAGUGAAUUGUUUAGCAUUUAUUCGACAUAAGAUAUAACGAUUUAUAACAUUUAAAUUGAUUUUGAUACGAUUUUACAUGUUGACUCUUAAAGUAAAUUUUACCAAAAAUAUAUUUAGAAUUCAAACAGCAUUAUAAAAUGCUCAACGUAAUUUAAAAUUUUUGUUAAGGUUUCAAAGAGCGAUAAAAUAUGCUUUAGUAUCGUUUGGCGUAAAAAUAAUAGAAUCUUAGACUCUGAGGUGCAUCGUUGUUUUUGCCUAUAAACAUUAAAAUGUUUGUCAGACUUAAUAAAACGUAUUUCACCAUUUCUAGUUUAAGAGCCAUGCUCUUGUCGAUGUAGCAUUCUCCAUGCUACUUUUUUGGGGGAAAAUAGGGCAGUGGUUUCCCUCUUGCCUUUCUCCCCGCAGUAUUCUUUCUGACGCGAGUGGGAUGGAGUCCAAAGUAGUCUAGCAGUUUGUAUUUCAUAUAAAUACACAAACUCUCCUAUUUUUUUUUGUCAGGAUAUACUAAAGUAUCUUUUACAUAGAAUAUUUAGUAUUAUAUAAAUAAACGAAAGCAUUUACAUGCAUUUAUGCGUGAAUUUAGCCGUUAGGAUUUUAUAACAUAUAGGACGUACGCGAUUUGUGCAAUCUCUGUAAUUAUCACUUUAUUUUUAAACAUUUCGGGUUAUUAUUGAACAUGUAAAUUGUACAUCGGAUUCUCUCUCGUAGAGGUUGUGAGGUGAAUGACCGACCCCAUCAACCCUGGUGUCAGAGUUCCACAGGCGUGAUCGGUUCUUCAAUAAUUGGCAUGAAAAAUGCUCACAAAAUGUUUCAUUAAUUUCUGUGUGAUAUUUAAUUAUUAUAGUCGUUAAAAUAAAUAAAUAUCACACAGAAAUGAGUGAAAUUACAAGCUGAUCUGAGCUCUAUACGCGUUCAAUAGUAAUCUGAAUGCAUUUGAUUUAAUUUUAUUCCUGUUAAUUUUAGUCAAACGCAUAUAGUAUUAUCUGAAUGUAUCGUAGCAAUAAAAUGAUAGUCGAAUUUA
Molecule: messenger RNA, 4338 nt
Organism: Pectinophora gossypiella (pink bollworm)
Lineage: Eukaryota; Metazoa; Arthropoda; Insecta; Lepidoptera; Gelechiidae
Product: myosin-15-like
Exons: 11
Coding region: 167-2116 (649 amino acids)
Source: RefSeq, a predicted model, not a curated record